CCGUCGAUAUAUCCUACACACGCGCCCCCACCCCCACUAAUCUCCUAAAUCCCACCCCAUCCCUCCUGACCGCUCACGAGGGCGCCUUGUAUGUCCGGCUACGCGGGUUCAUUCAGUUCGGCCCAAUCGCCUAAGUCCCCGCGCGCACGAACCAGGGGAAGGGGGGCUGGUGAACCGGGCCAAGCCACCAGGGUCUAUGACGCCCCGUCGCAAGCCAGGGCAGGAGGGGGAGAUUGCUCGCGGACAUUAGCGCCUUUGAUCCGUGCGCCACGUGCGGUUGUGCCGGCAUGGGCUGCAUUGAUCCUGGCGGGGUUGUGGCGGGGGCAACAUUCCGCCAGGGCCCGGCUGCCCGGUGCGGGGCCCCGGGGGCGGGGGAACGACAAGUGCGUAGUCCCCUUUCCUCUCUUAUCCGCAUCACCUCCGUCCUCCUCAACGACCAUGUCGGCGACCACGAUCCUCAUCACUGGCAGCGCGGGCUGGUGAUCGACUUGCAGCUCUCCAAGGCGAUCAUCGAAGACGGCAAGACGCCCAACCCCCAGUUCAUCCUCGCCGACAUCGUCGAGCCCAAGCCACCGCAGGGUGUCAAGUCCGUCACCAUCAAGGCCGACUUGACGAACCGCGAUGAGAUCGACAAGCUCUUCAACACCGAGCUCGGCAUCCCCGAUGUCAUCUACUGCCUGCACGGCAUCAUGUCGCGCGGCUCGGAGGACAACUUCGAUCUGGGCGUCAAGGUCAACAUCGACUCAAUCCGCUACAUGCUCGAGGCGGCGCGGAAGUACGGCGAGAAGCGCGGCGCGCCUAUCAAAUUCAUCUUCACGUCGUCGCUCGCGGUGUAUGGGGGGCCUUUGCCUGAGGUCGUGACCCCGGAUACGAUCGCGACGCCGGAGGGCGCGUAUGGCAUGGGCAAGUUGUCGUCUGAGCUCAUGGUUAACGAGUACUCGCGUCGCGGGUUCGUCGAUGGCCGCAUCAUCCGGUUACCCACCAUCGUCGUCCGUCCCGGUGUCCCCUCCGCCGCCACCUCCGCCUUCAUUUCUGGUGUCAUCCGCGAGCCCCUAAAGGGCGUCGAGGCCAUCUGCCCCGUCGGCAACUCCUUCGACUCCCCCGAGCUCGAGCUCGCCGCCUGGGUCGCCUCCCCAGAGACCACCAUCAAGAACUUCGUCAUCGCGAUGCAGGUCUCCGCCGACAAGUUCCUCAAGCACACCCGCGUCGUCUGCCUCCCCGGCUUCACCACCACCGUCCGCGAGGAGAUCGAGGCACUCGAGAAGGUCGCGGGCAAGGACGCGCUCAAGCUCAUCAAGUUCCAGGACGACCCCGUCAACCGGCGCAUCGUGUCCUCGUGGCCGGCGCGGUUCGACAACUCGUACCCGCUCUCGCUGGGCUUCGUGGUGGACGAGGGUGGGAUGGUGCCGAUAGUGCAGAAGUUCAAGCAGGAUGUGGAGGCAGGGCUGGCAUGAGAAGGAGAUGUAUAACAGUAGAACGCACAUGGAUUUCUCUAUAGUAUUAGUAUUUAUCGGAAGGCCAUUCACACAAAUUUUCGCAGGGUUCGUAAUGCCAGUGCCGCACGA
Schizophyllum commune H4-8 is the source of this 1565-nucleotide messenger RNA. RefSeq names its product NAD(P)-binding protein. The record is from RefSeq and is a predicted model, not a curated record. The coding region runs from base 288 to 1454 and encodes 388 amino acids. NCBI's taxonomy places the organism in Eukaryota, Fungi, Basidiomycota, Agaricomycetes, Agaricales, Schizophyllaceae. The transcript has 5 exons.